Molecule: messenger RNA, 1288 nt
Organism: Carlito syrichta (Philippine tarsier)
Lineage: Eukaryota; Metazoa; Chordata; Mammalia; Primates; Tarsiidae
Gene: SEPTIN1
Product: septin 1
Exons: 11
Coding region: 46-1149 (367 amino acids)
Biological process (GO): regulation of exocytosis; cytoskeleton-dependent cytokinesis
Cellular component (GO): septin complex; septin ring; cell division site
Molecular function (GO): molecular adaptor activity; GTP binding; GTPase activity
Source: RefSeq, a predicted model, not a curated record
GGAAGUGGGGAGCGAUACCAGGUGCAGCGUCGGGCUAGCGGAGCUAUGGACAAGGAGUAUGUGGGUUUUGCCGCCCUCCCCAACCAGCUGCACCGCAAGUCCGUCAAGAAGGGCUUUGACUUCACACUCAUGGUGGCAGGGGAGUCAGGUCUGGGAAAAUCCACCCUCAUCAAUAGCCUGUUCCUCACCAACCUCUAUGAGGAUCGUCAGAUGCCUGAGGCCAGUGCUCGCUUGACACAAACGCUGACCAUCGAGCGCCGGGGUGUGGAGAUCGAGGAGGGAGGUGUUAAGGUGAAGCUGACCCUGGUGGACACACCUGGCUUUGGGGACUCAGUGGACUGCUCGGACUGCUGGCUGCCUGUGGUACACUUCAUCGAGGAGCAGUUUGAGCAGUAUCUUAGGGAUGAGAGUGGUUUGAACCGGAAGAACAUCCAGGAUUCUCGAGUCCACUGCUGCCUCUACUUUGUCUCACCCUUCGGCCGGGGGCUCCGGCCCCUAGAUGUGGCCUUCCUCCGGGCAGUACAUGAGAAAGUCAACAUCAUCCCAGUCAUUGGCAAAGCAGAUGCCCUGAUGCCUAAGGAAACCCAGGCCCUCAAGCAGAAGAUCCGGGACCAGCUGAAGGAGGAGGAGAUCAACAUUUACCAGUUCCCUGAAUGUGAUUCUGACGAAGACGAAGACUUCAAGAGACAGGAUGCGGAGAUGAAGGAAAGCAUCCCUUUCGCAGUCGUGGGCUCAUGCGAGGUGGUGAAGGAUGGUGGGAGCCGACCGGUGAGGGGACGUCGCUACACCUGGGGUACUGUGGAGGUGGAGAACCCACAACACUGCGAUUUCCUAAACCUGCGACGGAUGCUGGUGCAGACACAUCUGCAGGAUCUGAAAGAGGUGACACACGAUCUGCUCUACGAGGGCUACCGGGCCCGCUGCCUACAGAGCCUGGCCCGGCCUGGGGCUCGAGAUCGAGCCAGUCGCAGUAAGCUUUCCCGCCAGAGCGCCACAGAGAUCCCGCUGCCCAUGCUGCCUCUGGCGGAGACCGAGAAGCUGAUCCGCGAGAAAGACGAGGAGCUGCGCCGCAUGCAAGAGAUGCUGGAGAAGAUGCAGGCCCAGAUGCAGCAGAGCCGGGCUCAGGACGAGGAGUCGGACGCGCUCUGAGGCCCCCGCCCCGGCCCUGCCUUACCUCGGCUCCGCCUUCAGUCCGCCUCUUGUCCAAUCCUCGCGCCCCAGACUGCCCAGCGCCUAAUCCCGGAGCCCCAGCCGAGCGGCCCGCCCUUGUCCUGGCUCCGCGUAGGUU